AUGUACAAGAAUGAUGCUAGACCUAAGGCCAAAUUCAUCAUGUGGUUACAGCUACAAGACAAACUUCUCACUACUGAUAGGUUAGCAAAAUGGGGCAUAACUGUUGACUUAGAAUGUGUCAUGUGCCAUACUCAACUUGAAAGUAGGAAUCAUUUGUUCAUGGAGUGUGAUUUCACCAAAGCAGUAUGGAAUGUGAUUCUCCUAUGGCUUCAGAAGCAGGCAGGGCCAACCACUGGAUGGGAUCAACAUGUAGCCUGGAUAAUCCAGAAUGCAAAAGGGAGGACUCAACAAGCUCACAUCUUCAUAAGUGCCUAUGCAGAAUGUGUCUAUGCCAUUUAG
Molecule: messenger RNA, 339 nt
Organism: Nicotiana attenuata
Lineage: Eukaryota; Viridiplantae; Streptophyta; Magnoliopsida; Solanales; Solanaceae
Exons: 1
Coding region: 1-339 (112 amino acids)
Source: RefSeq, a predicted model, not a curated record